GGAGAAAGUAUUUGAGGAACAAACGUACCCGGAAACCAUACGAAGUGACAAUGGCCCACCAUUUGCAAGCGAAGAGUUCUCUAAAUAUUGCACAUCAAAAAAUAUUCGAUUGGUGCGAACCAUCCCAUACUGGCCUCAAAUGAACGGGCUGGUAGAGCGCCAGAAUCAAGGGAUACUCAGAGCACUGCGUAUAGCGAAAGCCACGAACUCAGACUGGAGGAAGGCUGUGAAAAACUAUGUCCACAUGUAUAACACAUCCCCGAAUUCGAUGACCGGAAAAGCGCCUAUGGAAUUGAUGACAGGUCGCCCGGUGAAAGAUCUUUUGCCCUCGCUGAGGACCGACCCAAGCUGGCGUUGUGAAGACGGAGUUCGAGAAAGCGAUGCAAUCAAGAAAUUGAAAGGCAAAAUUGAUGCUGAUCAACGUCGACACGCAGUAGCUUCGGAUAUAAAAGUAGGAGAUAUUGUUCUUCUUCGAAAUUACGAUUCGGGAAAACUGGAACCUAAAUUUACAUUGAAAAGGUUCACAGUUGUGGAAAGAAAAGGAAACGACACCAUCGUUGUGAACGAAGAAGGCUUAUCCCUCCGUCGAUGUGUUACACACUUGAAAAAGUUGCCAUUACAAGGCGAACCCAAGGAGGCACUAACCACUGACAACCCGUUAGAACCAACUUCGACACCAACACUGUCUAAUUCUAAUACACCUUUACAAUCCCCUACAGGUACAAACCAUCAUCAGAAGGAUCUGUCAGCUGAUAGCACACCACUCAAGCUCCAUGAAUAUAAGCGCAAGUCCUCCAUCGAUAAGCAAGAAGAGUCUGUGAAACGACCCGCUCGCAUACGGAAGAUACCACGUCGAUACGUAGAACAUUGAUCAACCUGAGACUCACAUGUAAUUUUUUUUGUAUCCUUCCUUUUAAAGAUCAGUUCCUUAUCUCGGAGUAGGACAGGGAUGUAGAGAAGUACGGGAGAGGUAUUUGAAAGUAGCUGAGAGAAAUAGGUAUAUAGAGAGUAACUUGGGCGAGAGGUGAGUCGAGGUCGCUAUUACGAGUUAGUUAGAAACGAACUGUGAAACCGAUCGGUCGAAUAAAUUACUCUGCAACGACUAAACAACCGAGUGUUUAAAAUACCGAAAGAAAUACCGCGUUUGAGGAUUCUACAGUAACUACUACAAAAAUUGGCGCGAUUAGCAAAUCAUGAGGAAUGGCAACCGACCUGGGUUCGAGUCCCAACACACACACAAUAUUUUUUUUACUAUUAAGUGAAGGAUUUUUUUAUUAUUUCGGUAUAUUCCAAUUGAGAUGUUUUGCAUAUAUUACAGUU
Messenger RNA from Topomyia yanbarensis, 1320 nucleotides. RefSeq lists its product as uncharacterized. Gene Ontology annotation, molecular function: nucleic acid binding. Lineage: Eukaryota; Metazoa; Arthropoda; Insecta; Diptera; Culicidae. Bases 140 to 871 code for a protein of 243 amino acids. Gene Ontology annotation, biological process: DNA integration. The transcript is spliced from 2 exons. The record is from RefSeq and is a predicted model, not a curated record.